AUGUAUCUAUUUUCAGACUUGAAUCAUAAAAUUAGUCAACUAAAUGCAGCCGUCGGCCCCGAAAUUCUUGUUGGACAAAUAUGGCUGCAAGAUCAGCCAACAGGCGUCGAGAUUACGGAACUUAACACUUCGGAUGAAUUUGAUUCGGCUCGAGUUCAAAACACGAACGAUCGCAAGGAUCAUGCCUGGAGCUAUACUAAAACUGAAACACUGCAACAUGUAGAAGAAAACUACAAAAUCAACCAAAAAGCAAGGGAAAGGCGACGCAUGCAACAUGACCGUAGUUUCUUUAAUGCAAGCGCUACAAACACGCGAGGUCAAUAUACAAAUAACAGUUACGAUUCAGAUAUAGAAAACCAUUACAUUGAUGACAAUCAUCUAAUCAAUCAUCAAUCUGACUCUUCGUCAGAUGCGGACCUUGAGAUAAUUACAUCUGGCGAUAUGUUAAUGGAAGAAAACCAUUGGGAUUCAGGGAAACAUCAUUACAAGGAGGAGAUCAUAACGUACGAUCCUGAUUUAGACAAAGAAGCACGUACUAUAUGGAUUUACUCAUUCAAAAAUAGGCACCUCCUUUCAGAAGAUGAUUAUGACUGUGAAAAUAGCGAAGAAGAAAGAACUAAGGACAGAAGUACAAGUGGUAGUCGCUUAGGAUCACCGAUACCUCCAGCUUAUAUACCCAGACUUAAUUUAUCUUUCGGCCCAACAUUGUCUACCGUUACCGAAGUAUCCGAACCGAACAAGCAAAUGUCCGCGUCACCGAAUCCGCCAUAUAAAUCUCCCAAAAAUAUUUUUCAAAAGCCAACAAACGGAAAGUGCUACAAAAUACGUCGUUACAUCGAAACUACUAUCAUCCCAACAUCGGAUAGGACCAUGUUAGCUAGUAUCGAUGCAACUGUUCAGCAGAAUGUGAAACACUAUUAG
Spodoptera exigua (beet armyworm) is the source of this 921-nucleotide messenger RNA. The record is from the annotation of a GenBank genome assembly. Lineage: Eukaryota; Metazoa; Arthropoda; Insecta; Lepidoptera; Noctuidae.